This is a messenger RNA of Sus scrofa (pig), 3976 nucleotides long. Lineage: Eukaryota; Metazoa; Chordata; Mammalia; Artiodactyla; Suidae. The record is from RefSeq and is a predicted model, not a curated record.
CAUUCCCUGAGAGGCUGAGGGUCAGCACAGCACCAUGGCUGAGUCCAGCAAGCCCAUCCUCUAUUCCUAUUUCCGAAGCUCCUGCUCGUGGAGAGUGCGAAUUGAUGCUGAAAAACACACCGAGGCUCAGGAAGUUACUUGCCCAAGACCACACAGCUAGUGAAUGUGAUGACAUUUGAACCCAGGCAGCCCGCUUCCAGAAGCCUGGCCCUGACGGGAAGCCAUCCUGCACAGCCCACCUUCUCCUACAGUCACGUGGUGUUAGCUGGCAUCCGUAGGCAAGAGCACUGGAGUAGGACCUGUUUCUCCAAGAAGACUCCAUCCCGAGGUCCGGAGCCUCUGCCCCCCGCUGGGCCAGACCCGAGCAGCAUGGGCACUGUCCUGCAGGGCCUGCAUUGGCCUCCCAUCUGGCCCUGAGAGAGCUUUCCCUCUCCUGGGUGGAGCUGCCAGUGCUGAGGAAGAGCCCAGCAUCUCCCAGGCUCUCUGCAGACCCUGACACGGUUCACCCUCCUCCCCCACUCCUUUGCCUGACACUGGCCAUGGCCAUAUUUUAAUGCACAAGCAAGCGUGUCCGCAUUCGCCUGGCCUCCUCCACUGGAGGAGUGUUCUACCCUCUCCUCACCAGGAGAAAACAUCAAAGGAGAAGGGGAGGGAAUCCAGCCACUGGGAGUGACAGCAAAUGUGCUGAGACCACCAGAGAGCCCUCUUUCCCUGCUUGGCAUCUGUAUAAACAGCCCUGAGGACAGAGAGGGUGGAUUAGAAAGGGAUUCUUCUCUAAACAGAAGAGGGACCCUGCGUAGUCACGGAGCGCCUUCCCUCGGCCCUCAGGUGCCUUAAUGAAGGAAUAAUUGCAUGUCUCCAAGAAAUAAGCCCUGCUUGCCACUGGCCCCACAGGGGACAGAGUGAAGGGGACACUUCCCUGCUGUCCUCCAGGACCCGCAGUGUGCCAGGGCGCAGGCCCCCAUGGCUCUGCCCAGGGCCGUGAGGGCUCCACUGCAGAUACAGAAAGUUCAGGGGUGAGAGGGGCAGAGCAUCGUGGCCCUGAGAUCAGGGAGCAGGUGGCGGUCAAGGAAGCUGGACCAAGCAGACAGGGCUGCCCCACAGUGUGGAGAAGGAAGCUCCCUCCCUCUUGUCACCCUGGGAAGUGUGCUCAGUGGCUGUCCCCCGACCGCUGUCUGCUGUCUCUUCUAGCUCUGGCCUUGAAAAACAUCGACUAUGAGAUAGUAGCCAUCAACCUUAUAAAGGAUGGGGGGCAGCAGGUAAGGAGGCCGCCCCAGACCGCAGUGUAGGAGUUAAAGGCCUUGGAAAAGGACCCACUGGAGGUGCUGACUUCCGACCCCAAAAGAUGCACCUGUGCCCCCAUGACCUCCAUGGACAGAGGAGGCUGCUGGCUCUCCCUGUGGGGCUGAUGGCAAGCUCAGCAGCAAGAGGAGCCAUGGGAAGGGCCCAGGUUCCAGGCUCCAUACCUCAGCCUGGCCCCUCAAGAUCUGACUCCAGGAGGGUGGGUGUGAGUGGGUCCUCUGGAUGUGCCUUGGUGGCCACAUAGAGGGUGCACAGAGGGAAUUCCCAUUGUGGCUCACUGGUUAAGAACUCAACCAGUAUCCAUGAGGAUGUGGGUUCAAUCCCUGGCCCCACUCAGUGUGUUUGCUGUGGUGUAGGCUGGCAGCUGUAGCUCCUAGCCUAGGAACUUCCAUAUGCCAUAGGUGUGGCCCUAAAAAGCAAAGAAAAAGAAGAAGGUGCAGGAACAAGCACAUAGCCAGGCCACUGUAUCUUAGCUGCCACUGGGGAUGGGGAUAGUACAUGGAUCCCCAGUAUCACCCUGGGCCCAGGAGCCAGGGCCCUGCCCUGGGGAGGGAGGUGCAGGUGGCCAGUAGGCCUGGGGGGCUUCCUGCUUGUUAGACUGUAUUAGCCAGCUCAGGCCAGGCCACCCAGCCCACCAGGGCCUUGUCUCCACAGUUCUCCAAAGAAUUCCAGGCCCUGAAUCCCAUGAAGCAGGUGCCGGCCCUGAAGAUUGAUGGAAUCACCCUCAGCCAGUCACUGGCCAUCAUUGAGUACCUGGAGGAGACCCGGCCCACGCCCCGACUUCUGCCUCAGGACCCAAAGAAGAGGGCCCAAGUGCGCAUGAUUUCUGACCUCCUCGCCAGUGGCAUCCAACCCCUGCAGAACUUGUCUGUCCUGAAUCAAGUGGGAAAGGAGAACCAGCUGACCUGGGCCCAGCGGGUCAUCGCUCCUGGCUUUAACGCUCUGGAGCAGAUCCUGCAGAGCACAGCGGGGAAGUACUGCAUGGGAGAUGAGGUGUCCAUGGCUGACCUGUGCUUAGUGCCUCAGGUGGCAAAUGCUGAAAGGUACAAGGUGGAUCUCUCUCCCUACCCCACCAUCAGCCGCAUCAACAAGUCCCUGCUGGCCUUGGAGGCCUUCCAAGUGUCUCACCCCAGCCGGCAGCCAGAUACACCCCCCGAGCUGAGGGCCUAGCUCUCAAACUGUAUCCCACUGGUGCUGGGGCAGGGAGCGGGUGUGGGAGCAGAAGCUGGGUGAGCUGAAUGGGCCUGGAAAUAAGUGAGUCCCAACUGGAGAGGCAGAAGACUUGAACUCCUAGCCCUUGACCUUGAACUCUCGCCCUGUAUCUCCCUUCCCACUGAACCUCUUUCUGGGUCAGCCCCCUCAUGUGUUACAUGUGGGGAGGGUGGCAGGGGGCUGCCAGGAGGAGGCUGGGCGGGAGCGUUGCCUGCUAUCUGUGUCACGGGCAGUCAUGAAAUGAAUGUAAAGUGUCUGGCACAUUUACAGAGAGCCACGAGCAAGGUCAAGUGUCUCUUUCCAGACCCUCCCCUGUACCUGACUCCAGAGAAUUGCCCCCCACCCAAAAAUUGGAUAAUUAAAGCCCAAGCCUCCAGGUUGUUGUGUUAAGGCUGAGCUGGGUUCCAGAAGGUGAACACUUCCCAGCUGGAAUCCCCCUGCGUCUGGACCAGGAGAGAGAGUCAGCAGCCACUUGCCCCCCCUGUGGUUGGCCGGGCCGCUGGGACCUCAGGGCAAGGGAGAGAAGUCAGCCCCAAAUCCUGCCCGAGAGCAUCAGACAAGACCCAGAGGAGAGCAGGUAAGAGAAGCAGGAGAGGAGGCAUUCUGUGACCAGCUGAGCACCCAGGCCAUGAGACCAUUGGUCAGGUCCAUGGCGACACUGAGGGGGACGCUGGCCCUCUCAGCCCAGCCCCUCAUCUUCAGGGGCAGCAUUCUCUGGACCAGUCCCAGGAUUAGGUACUUGAGAUCCAUCUGGUUGUGACUGGUCCUGGGAACUGGAAGCAGUCUCCUCCUCCAUGGGCAGCGUGCAUGCCACUGCCAGACUAGUUCAGACCAACCAGGUGACAGUUGACCUCGGGCUGCCCUGGAGGGUGGACGUUCCCAUGCCUGGCAGAACCAGGAUCACCUCUUGGCAGAGACACUGUAAGGAGAUUGGGGUCCCUUCUGGGAAAGAAACCAGAUGACUUUUAGGUCCCAUUCCUGAGCAUCAUUUCCCUGCAUGGCUGAGGUUUAAACAGGGAUGAAGAUAUUUACAUCUGGUCCACAUGGAAGACACCCUUCUUGGCCAUGAGUCCCUUUUCUUUAGCCCCCAUCCCAGGGCACCUAGUUCUCCCCUCUCACGCCAGGCUCCUUUGUGGCCGGGUCCCAGUCUCUAGAAUGACCAAAGUGGGCCCCUCUUGUUCCUGGGGCGAGUUUGUCCUGGCAGAGCCAGAGAGAGGCACAGGAAGAUAGAUGAGACACAGCGGUCGUGAGGGAGAUGGUGGUGCCUGCGGUCCUGCCCUGCUGCCAUCUGGACCCUUUGCCUCAGGUUACUCCAGACUUGCCUGGCUGCAUGCGGCUCACCUGGGCUGUCCCCAAGAAACCUGUACCUGAGAUAAGAGCCUCAUCUCCCCAGCUCAAGAAUCAGUAACAGUCCCCUGACUUGACUUUUGAAAUGGAAGGUGAUUAAACUGCCCAUCAAAGA